CGCCAUUUCCAUUUGAAUGUUCUUACGUUUUGGAGUAAUCGAAACUUAUUGUAAUAUUAUUGUUGCCUUCGUAAUCUCAGAAUAUGUGAUACAUGUAAGAAAGUUGUGUUUUUGCUGUACUAAUGCGACUUUUGCAAAAUUUCAUAAGUGCCUGUAUUAAACAAUGCGUAUAAGCGUGUAUAUCAGAGAAGCUGAAAUGUCAACAUCUUAGAACUACAGCUGGAGACUUGGUAAUAAAGAUGAAUAUCGACGAUCCCAGUCCUCAUUUCAAUCGUCGAAAACAAAAUGAAGGAAUUAGGCUGCAUGUCUUGCCAUCUGUGAUGAAUGACUUGCUGAAAGAAGCGGAGGAGGUCUUCAAACAACAUGGAGAUUUGACUGAUGAGGCACUCAUGGCACUUCAUGCACUGUUUGGAAGGCCUUUUGAGAAAGCCUUGGAACUCCUUGAGGCAAGUUGUGUCACAUAUCUCCGUGCCACAGGGGGCAGGUAUGUUGUGCAGGUGACAGGCAGUUCUGGGAUACCGUACACAUUAUUCCCAGGUGUAAACUACUGUCCAUGCCCUGCGUACCGCUACCAGGUAAUUGGCACCCAGAUGUUUCUUACCUGCAAGCAUGUUCUAGCAGCACGCUUAGCUGAGAUAACACAGAAGGGACGAGAUCUGCCAGUCACCAUGGAGGACCUAACAAGAGUCCUGUGUGCUGCUGCUAAUCUUGAUAGGAAUGGAGUGAAUUGUGACCCCAAGCCUGCAGAUCUGAUAUGAUUCUCUGUCCUCUGUGUUUGUGUAUCUCAUUGAGACAAAAGAUCCAUCAUGUGUAAGGUGUGUUGGGUCACGUUUGGUGCAGGCCAGACUGGUAGAACUCAUGCUUGCUGCCUCACAAGAGAUGCACAUUUGGGUUUCAGUAACUGUCAUAAAAUUCUGUUAUUUGUUAAUAUAAGUUUGUUGUGUCAGUACACUGAAGAUUGUGCAAUAGGAAAAUUGUACCAAGAACUGCUUUAUAGUGAAUCUUCUCAACUAUUACACUUUAUAUUUCAGUAAACCCUUGCUGAUCUCAUUUAAUUUGGUGGGAGCGGUCACCCGGAUAGAGUGAUAAUCUAGAUUAGUGAAACCAAAGGUAGCCCUGAAAGCCAAAAAAUCUUAGAGAAGGCAAGUAAAUGGAAAGUUUAAUGAUAGAAGUAGUGCUGAUAAAAAUAAAUAAAAAAGUCUUUAUUUAAGAACUGUUGAGACAGUACGUGUAUUCAUUGAUAGAAGGCUCAGCAGUUGUACUUGUUUUUGAAUGUAAUAAUGCAAGUUAACUGAAACAGUAUUAGUGACAAUGUAUUGUAGUUGUUACAGAACAAGACAACCAUCAAGCCUAAUAUACCUUUGCUAAAAUGUUAAGUGCAUAUGAUCACCCUACAUGUUUCGGUCCUGUAUACUCAUCUUCAGUGGCUCAUAUAAUUGGAAGGUGAUUUCUUACUUAUACAUUUAACAUUAUAUUUAAGAAUCUAAAAAUUGUGUUAUAUACAUUUCUUCUGAAUACAGGAAGAAGCUGUGAUGGUUGUUGUACUUAUUCCUUCUAGGAUAUGUUAUUAAUUUGGUUUUAUGUAUAGUUCAUGUCAAAGGUUGAGUAGUGCUUGUUGCUAGUUUUUCUUAAAUCCCUUGCUACUGUUUGUGUUGAUGAUGUUCUGGGGCAGAUGUUGGUGACUUGGGUGCUAGACUUUUAUAUAUAAUUUUAAAUGUACAUGUAAAUAAUCUCAUUUUAUUACAUGAGCCUCUGAAGAUGGUCAUAUAGGACCAAAACAUGUAAGACAAUUCCAUUGACUCACUGUAUUAGUAAAAGUUUGGUAUUGUUGAUGAUUGUUUUGUUCUCUAACAAGGACUGUUAACAAUUUUUUAAGUUGUGCCAAACUUUUCCAGUUUCCACCCAUAUCUUUUCAUCCAUUCCAGAGACUGAUGUGUUAUGAUUGACACUACAAAUUUUCCUCUGCAGGUGGAUGGAAAUAUAUGAACAAUGGUAUUUUUUUCCUUGUUUCAGUAAUGCAUCAUUUGUCAUUUUGUGUGCUACCAUCUGCUAAUAAUUUUUGCAACUAUUUGAGAAAAUAUGUGCUAUGUGCACAAAUUAUUUUCUUCAACAUUAAGAAAAGAAACUCACUAUAUUUAUGUGAUUCAUAUAAUUCUCACAAUAAAUGGUGAUCAUUUCCAUAAA
Messenger RNA from Cryptotermes secundus, 2184 nucleotides. RefSeq names its product zinc finger SWIM domain-containing protein 7. The record is from RefSeq and is a predicted model, not a curated record. Bases 240 to 758 code for a protein of 172 amino acids. Gene Ontology annotation, cellular component: Shu complex. Gene Ontology annotation, molecular function: zinc ion binding. NCBI's taxonomy places the organism in Eukaryota, Metazoa, Arthropoda, Insecta, Blattodea, Kalotermitidae. The transcript is spliced from 4 exons. Gene Ontology annotation, biological process: double-strand break repair via homologous recombination.